Molecule: messenger RNA, 1727 nt
Organism: Lucilia cuprina (Australian sheep blowfly)
Lineage: Eukaryota; Metazoa; Arthropoda; Insecta; Diptera; Calliphoridae
Gene: betaggt-I
Product: geranylgeranyl transferase type-1 subunit beta
Exons: 5
Coding region: 278-1474 (398 amino acids)
Biological process (GO): protein geranylgeranylation
Cellular component (GO): CAAX-protein geranylgeranyltransferase complex
Molecular function (GO): CAAX-protein geranylgeranyltransferase activity
Source: RefSeq, a predicted model, not a curated record
AGUUAUUUUUCCCUUAUAAAAAUAAGAAAAUUUUAUCUUAAAACAAAUAAAAAUUAAGAUAAGAAUCUGCCACAAUCAUUUAAAAACAUAUUUGUGGGUUUUAAUUUAUAUUUACGGGUUUUUGAAAGUAAUUCAUACACAACAUUCGCAAAUUUAAGAACAACCGGUUGAUUUUUUUAAGAAAGAAGUUUAAAGGGAAUUUUAAUAUACAUAUUCUUGUCAUUUACAAUAUUAGUCAUUGUUAUUAAAAGAAAAGUUCCUGCAUCUGUGCUUAAAUAUGUCUUAUGAUGCUUUAAAUAUUGAAGGUCCCGCAACAGAACCGGCUCCAGUUUUACUCUCCAAACAUGCCAAAUAUUUUGUAAGAUUUUUACAUUUGUUACCGGGCCGUUUGGCCUCGCACGAUUCCACUAGAGGCACUAUUGCAUUUUUUGCUGUUUGUGGUUUAGAUGUUUUAAAUUCCCUUCACUUAUUAACCCCUGAAAUGCGUAAAAAUAUUAUAGAUUGGAUAUAUGGCAGUUUAGUCAUACCACAGCCAGGUGAACGCAAUUGCUCUGGUUUUCAGGGUUCCCGAUCCGUUUUGAUAAAAAGUGAUAAUGAAGAAUAUUUAGCAAAUGCUAAAUGUUAUCAAUGGGGUCAUUUGGCUAUGACUUAUACCAGUAUUGGUAUUUUAGUAACUUUAGGUGAUGAUCUGUCACGUUUAGACCGUAAAAGUAUAGUCCAUGGUGUUGCUGCUGUACAAAGACCAGAUGGCAGUUUUAGUGCUUGCAUAGAUGGUAGUGAAAAUGAUAUGCGUUUUGUUUUCUGUGCGGCGGCCAUAUGUCAUAUGCUGGACUAUUGGGGUGAUGUUGAUAAAGACAAAAUGUAUAAAUUUAUAAUGAGCAGUAUUCGUUAUGACUAUGGUUUCAGCCAAAAUUUAGAAGCUGAGGGCCAUGGUGGUACCACUUACUGUGCUUUGGCUGCUUUACAUUUAAGCGGUCAAUUACCGCGUAUUGACAACGAAACUUUAGAGGGUAUUAAACGUUGGUGCAUAUUCCGUCAAGUGGAUGGUUUUCAAGGACGUCCCAAUAAACCGGUAGAUACUUGUUAUUCGUUCUGGAUUGGCGCUUCUCUGAAAAUACUCAACGCCUUCGAAUUGACCGACUAUGCAGCAAAUCGUUCAUACAUUUUGGAAACACAAGAUAAUGUAGUUGGUGGUUUUGCCAAGUGGCCACAUUCAACCACCGACCCAUUCCACACCUAUUUAGGCCUUUGUGGUCUAGCAUUUACAGGAGAACCGGGUUUGUUGGAAGUGAUGCCUAGUCUUAACAUGUCUAUGGCGGCUUAUGAUAAACUCAAAAAAUUGCACGCAAAAUGGAGUUUACAAAAUAUCGAGGAAAAUCAUAAAUCCUAUAUGGAGGCCAUUAGUCGACAAAUGUAUGAUACAAAGUUGACACUGGAAGAAGAAACAACAUCGCCUUUAAUAGAAGCCCAAUGAUGAGAGAGAGUUCAUAUAUUAUAUUUAUAAAUGUAUUUUGUAUUCUGCUUAAUAUUUUGUUAUUUUAAAACAUAAAAUAAUUUUCGGUUUUAUUAAGUUUUCUUUUAUUAUUAGUUAAGCUUAAUUAUAAUAGUAUGUCCAAAACUAUUUUAACAUAAAGAAUUGUUUAAAGCCAUUUAAUGAAAGAAGUUUAAAACAAUUAUAAGCACAAAUUAUUAAUAAAACUAUUAAAAUAUUUACAAAGUUUUACUUA